This is a messenger RNA of Rhodotorula graminis WP1, 2273 nucleotides long. RefSeq lists its product as uncharacterized. Gene Ontology annotation, biological process: translational initiation. NCBI's taxonomy places the organism in Eukaryota, Fungi, Basidiomycota, Microbotryomycetes, Sporidiobolales, Sporidiobolaceae. Gene Ontology annotation, cellular component: eukaryotic translation initiation factor 3 complex. The record is from RefSeq and is a predicted model, not a curated record. Gene Ontology annotation, molecular function: RNA binding; translation initiation factor binding; translation initiation factor activity. The transcript has 6 exons. The coding region runs from base 1 to 2208 and encodes 735 amino acids.
AUGGCAGACCAGCUCGACCUUGACUACUCGGACCUCGAGCAGCAGUUCACCGCCGAGUACGUCUCGCCCCUCGACUCGGUCGUCAUCCUCGAUGGCGCUCCCCUCGUCGGCCAGGACAAGGUCGACCGCCUCGUAAAGGCCGUCCUCAAGGCCGUCUCCAAGGAGGCCGGUCUGUCACUCUCGCCCGACCAGGUCGAGAUGCCCCUCGACGACACCAACACGACAAAGGGCUUCAUGUUCGUCUCGCUCGCCUCGCCCACCGAGGCCCAGCAGUUCCACCGCGCCCUCCACGGUCACGCCUUCGACAAGCGCCACACCUUUACCGUCGUCCCCUUCACCGACGUCGACUCGUACGCCAACCUCGACCACGAGUACCGCGCUCCCGAAAAGGAGGACUGGGCACCUCGCGAGCACUUCCGCGCAUGGCUCGCCGACCCGGCCGGCCGCGACCAGCUCAUCCUGUACUCGGGCGACGACCUGAGCGUCCAGUGGGCCGCCAAGCAGGGUGUCGCCGACGUCGCCCACCAGCGCAACAAAUGGACCGACCUGUUCACCCAGUGGUCGCCGCAGGGCACCUACCUCACGACGAUCCACCUUCAGGGCGUCGCCCUGUGGGGCGGCGCCUCGUUCGACCGCAUCAACCGCUUCGCCCAUCCCGAGGUCAAGCUCGUCGACUUUUCGUCGUACGAGCGCUACCUCGUCACCUGGUCGCCGCGCCCGAUCGAGGCGACGGGCUCGCCCAUGUCGCCGUUCACCGACGACGACGUCGGCAACAACGUCGCCGUGUGGGACGUCGUCACGGGCGCGCUCGUGCGCACGUUCCCCAUGGUGGGCGCCGCCGCCGACCCGGCCAACGACGCGAGCAAGCGCAUCGUGUGGCCCAUGUUCAAGUGGUCGCCCGACGAGAAGUACGCGGCGCGCGUCACGCCCGGCCAGCAGAUCUCGGUCUACGAGACGCCGUCCUUGACGAUGCUCGGCAAGAAGAGCAUCAAGAUCGAGGGCGUCGUCGACUUUGAGUGGGCGCCGCUCAACGACCAGGAGCGCGAGGCGCUCGAGGCCGAGCGCAACGGGUCGGCCGCGCCCGGCUCGAGCCACCGCGAGAACAAGCUCGCGUUUUGGAUGCCCGAGGUCAUGAACCAGCCGGCGCGCGUGUCGCUCAUGAGCCUCCCGAGCCGCGCCAUCAUCCGGUCCAAGAACCUGUUCAACGUGCACGACUGCAAGCUCCACUGGCAGUCGAACGGCGACUACCUGUGCGUCAAGGUCGACCGCCACACCAAGACGGGCAAGACCAAGUACUGCAACCUCGAGCUGUUCCGCCUGCGCGAGAAGGAGGUGCCCGUCCAGGUCAUCGAGAUCAAGGACGCCGUCGUCGCGUUCGCGUGGGAGCCGGCCGGUUCGCGCUUCGCCCUCAUCACGUCCAACGACCCCAACCUCGGCAACCCGCUGCCCGGCCAGAUGCCCAAGACGGCCCUGUCGUUCUACGCCUACGACCAGCGCAAGGGCGACUUUUUGCCGCUCAAGACGUUCUCGGACAACAAGUCGUGCAACAACCUGUUCUGGUCGCCCAAGGGCCGCAACGUGCUCGCCGCCACGCUCGGGUCCAACUCCAAGUUCGACCUCGAGUGGUACGACCUCGACCUCGACAAGCCCGAGGGCGCCGCCGCCCAGAGCGAGCACAACGCGGCCGACGCCAUCCGGUGCCUCGUCACGCGUGAGCCGUACGGCACGACCGACAUCGAGUGGGACCCGUCCGGUCGCUACGUCGCCACCUACGGCUCGUCGUGGAUGGGCUCGAUGGAGCCCGGGUUCGCCAUCUGGGACUUCAAGGGCGAGCCGAUCCAGGAGGCCAAGGUGGACCGGUUCAAGCAGCUCCUGUGGCGCCCGCGCCCGCCGACGCUCCUCUCGCGCGAGCAGCAGCGCAAGGUGCGCAAGAACUUGCGCGAGUACGCGCGCGCGUUCGACGAGCAGGACGAGCUCGAGCAGGCCAACGAGAACAGCGAGCUCGUCGAGCGCCGCACGCGCCUCCUCGACGAGUGGAACGCGUGGCGCCGCGAGUGCGUCGAGGCCAUGGAGCGCAGGCGCAAGGAGAUGGGUCGCGCCGUCAAGUCGAGCUUGCUCAAGGCGGCAGAGGCCCAGCAGGAGGACGAGGUCGUCGAGGAGUGGGUCGAGGAGGUCAUCUCGGAGACGGUCGAGGUCCUCGCCGAGUAGAUAGAGAGUCGGUCGCGCAGAGCAGGUCCUUGCAUUGUCACCAGCUGUCUUCCUCGGGUCCUCCC